Molecule: messenger RNA, 2689 nt
Organism: Betta splendens (Siamese fighting fish)
Lineage: Eukaryota; Metazoa; Chordata; Actinopteri; Anabantiformes; Osphronemidae
Gene: snx11
Product: sorting nexin 11
Exons: 7
Coding region: 183-1541 (452 amino acids)
Biological process (GO): intracellular protein transport
Molecular function (GO): phosphatidylinositol binding
Source: RefSeq, a predicted model, not a curated record
AGCCUCACGUAAAGGUUGACGUAGCAGCGCUGGUUGUGACUUGCGAAAUGGAGAUAGAAAGCAGUUGUUGGGAAAAACAAGCCUGUGUUUGAGGAUUCUUAAAACAAGAGGACUUCGACCGCAGCGAACCAAGUACCACCUCAGGAGCUAACACGUACCCAUGAAAUGCAGCACAUAAUAGGAUGAACAGGAAUCACCAAGAAGAUGAGUUUGUUGCAGUGCGGGUCCAAGAUCCCCGUGUUCAGCAUGAAGGCUCUUGGAAUUCAUAUGUGGAUUAUAAAAUAUUCCUACAUACUAACAGCAAAGCCUUCACAGCAAAGACAUCCUGUGUGCGUCGGCGCUACAGUGAGUUUGUGUGGUUGAAAAAGCAGCUGCAGAAAAAUGCUGGUUUGGUACCAGUUCCAGAUCUUCCAGGAAAAUCCUUCUUCUCUUUCAGCAAUGAGGACUUUCUGGAGAGGAGAAGAAAAGGACUUCAGGGCUUCUUGGACAAAGUGGUGAACACCACAGUCUGUCUUUCAGACAGCCAGCUCCACCUCUUUCUGCAGACACAGCUGCCAGUGGGUCACAUCCAGGACUGUGUUCAAGGCCACACUCCCUACUCCGUGACAGAUGCCAUCCUGACCUACGCCUCAUCCAAUCAGGGACUGGUGCAGGCUCAGGAUGAGGAUUCUAUCAAGGAGCCAAGUCUGACUGUUUCUUAUGAAUCCAUGGAAAGCCCAGCUCCUCAUCAACCCUGCCCACAAACUGAAGAGAUGUUGAGCCAGCAUUUAUCCUGCAUCCCAGAUCCUCUAGAAGACUUACUCGAGCCGUCUGAACACAGACUACAAAAGAAACCCUCAGUUAAGAUCUCUGAGAAGAAAAACCUUCUGGAGGCCGUUGUUGAGUGCGUCUGUGAACCGUCAGUAACCUUUUUUCUGGGCGACCACGAGGAUGAAGAAAGUCUCAGCCCUGUAGAAGACACCGCACAGGCAAGCUGUCAGAUCCAGACACAAGUGGAGGUGCACUCACCUGUGGAGGACUUUAGCGUGGACAGUGUGUUCGAGGAGGAGAGUAUGGAAAGAGAGGAGGACGAGGAGAGUGUUGUGACUGUGGAUACUGAAGAAAAGGCUGCUCAUGUGGAUCAGGCUGUUCCUCAAUUUGAAGUGGAGACUGAGCAGAUGAAUAGCCCUGAGGCAGCAAAUACAGAAAACCUAAACUCUGAGCCUGAGAAAUGUGUUACUUCAGUUGUUUUAGAUGUGAAGGACAAUGAGACUGAAGGUUUGAUCCAGGCAGCAAAUGACUACAUGAAGACCUCCAGCAGGAACAUUCUGGACCUGCAAAUGAACGGAUAUCCUGAGGAAAAGGAGAACAUUUCUCCCCGGGAGAAUGAAGACCUGCAGUACAUGACCUCUGUUCACCUCAACAGCGUGGCUGGCGAAGACCUGCCAGAAAACAGAAGCUUCAUCAUCUUCGAUAGCAACCGUGUGCCUGAGUUAGCCGUUGGCAAACAUGCAGAGCUGCGUUUGGACGCGUCAGACGAAACUCAGGUGGAGGUGCAUUAGUUGAAGUCUGCAGUGGCUGCUGCUUUCUGAGUGGAAAGAAUAUUAUGCUUAAAUCUCUAAACCCACAGAGUAGUAAAACUUUUUAAAAUGGUGUGUAUCUAAUUUUAGUUUAUUAUUUUCACUCAGGUCAAAUAAACACUGGCAAUAUUGACACUUCUGUCCGCUCCUGGACCUGUCACCCAGUCCUGGAUGGUGAUUUUUGUUUGAACAGCAGAGGGCGCCAUCACUCCCAUUAACAAAUGCUUUGUAUUUGACUAAUCCACGCCUAUAGAGCUAAAGGUUCUUUGUGGAGUAAUUCAAAAGCAAAGAAACCAAUUGUAAUAGAGAGAAACCCUACAUACCUGAUGCAACUAAAACCCAUCGCUUACCAACACACACGUGCAGCCGCUUAUUAAUUAGCACGGUUUACUUUGGAAAGUGUCUUUACGAUGCAGUGUUUAAUUUUUCACUGAGAAUAGGAAGGUUUGUUUCAGCAUUUGAUUUCACCGGAAUAAAAUGCAGCAGCGUUACGAUGGAAGCAAACUGUUACCUUUAACGUAUGCAUAGUCGUUAUCAAAUUUAAACUACAGUGUUUGACCUGCUUUGAAGCCACUGACUCACAUCUUCAGAGUAACAAUGUUGUUUACAAACACUAAACUUUGAGAUCUUUUCUGCAAUAUUUAUUCCUUGUGAGCUCAAGUAUUUGAAUUGUGACCACACGGUGCUCCCUCUUCUAUAACUGACUACGCUUACUUACACUGAGCAUAAAGCUCUGGUUUGAAUGAAACCUGUCUAGAUUCCAUACACUACUAUCGCUGAUCUAAAUGAUCUAAAUUCAUUUUGUUGCAUUUAAAAAAGAAGGGACUCAGAGUUUAUGGUUUAAUUUCUCAGAAAUUAUGUUUUUAUUUUUCUGGCAAAGUUUUACCUUCAGAAGGGUCAGUGGUCGCACACUGAGCAGCUGUGACAUCGUCUCCAGGCAGUAGCUGCAUUUAGUUUUCUUUACAUACAAGUACUUGAGGUAUUUUUGCAAACUUGAGUUAGUUUAACAAGAUUUUUGUUUACUGAACAAGCAAACCACUGUGGACACACAUUUACAACAAAGCUUUGAUAUGUCCAUUUACAAACUACAGUCUAAUUUGAUUUGAAAAAUAAAUCAGUGGUUUUCUUUA